AUGACUGAGGAGCAUCGAGCAGUCUUUGAGAAGAAGGGUAUGGUGCAUGAUGGGACAAAGCGCUCUCAGAUCGUUCCUUUUAUUGACCAAAGCGAGCGUCUUUGCACCCUUCUGGACCAUCCGAAGGUGCUUGAGGUGAUUGGGUCGCUGUUAGGCGAGGACUUCAACUACGUGGGUGGAGAUGGGAAUUAUUACAGUGGGGAUACCGGCUGGCACUCCGAUGGCGCGCACAAGGUUGGGCUGUAUGCCAAGUUUCAUCUCUAUCUUGAUCCGCUCACACGCGAUACGGGGUGUAUCCGCGUGAUACCGGGAAGCCAUUUGUUUGGGGAAUGGCGAGCGCGCAUUGAGCAGGUGCGUCGUUCAAACGAAGCAUUGGAGGUUAAUGGGAGUGAUGUUCCGUGUGUCGCCGUUGAAACUGAACCGGGGGAUGUUGUGGUUUUUAACCACAAUAUUUACCACGCCUCCUUCGGUGGAGGACGUAGUCGUCGCCACUUUGACCUCAAUGUGGCGAGUAGAGCAAAGACAGACACCGAGAUCGCCGAACUCGACAGUUAUCUCCACCGGGAUGGCAAGCCACGCUUUACUCUAUGUUUGUCCGGUUGUGGCGAGGAUGAUGAGGUUCAAGAUGAAAUAGCAGCGAUAAUCCCAAUCAACUUCUCAAACUUGAAAGAAGCAGGGGAAUACGCGGUACGAAUUACAAUUACCGGACCCAAUGUAGCAACAAUAACAACAGAGCAAAAUCUGUCUAUCAAGCCGACCAGCCAGCCAGUUGAAGAGAUAGCUCUCAGUGAAGUCCAUUUUGGAGCGAAUCAGGUGGUAACAAUCGAAGUCUUAAAGGGUGGAACAGUUUUGUAUCAAGGAGAAGCUGAGGCUGGCUUUAUUCGUAACUCUUCAAACAGAACAAUAGAGAUUACGAAGUGGGAUUGGGGAGACGGACAGCAGACAAAAUUCGGCGAGGAACUCACGGCAUCACACACCUACGAGCGUGUUGGAGAGUACACCAUUAUCCUAACGGUACGCAAUGAUGCUCCUAACCCCAUCACAGUGGAACAAGAAAAAACGAUAAGCGUCACUGCCGAGCUAGAGAUUGUGUCCAAAAGCGAUGGCACAACAAUGAUGCUGAUCCCCACCGGCACGUUUGAGAUGGGGGAUUCUUUUGGGGAAGGGUUACCUCACGAACUACCGGUUCACACGGUCUCUGUCAAUGCCUUCUACAUGGAUGUAACUGAAGUGACUAAUGCUGUGUACAAACAGUUCCUCGACGCCACGGGACACAAGGCACCGGACUUUUGGGAGGACCCGACCUUUAACGCACUCGACCAACCUGUUGUGGGUGACGUGGCUUGA
Geodia barretti is the source of this 1347-nucleotide messenger RNA. NCBI's taxonomy places the organism in Eukaryota, Metazoa, Porifera, Demospongiae, Tetractinellida, Geodiidae. The record is from the annotation of a GenBank genome assembly.